AUGUCUCCAUCGAUGUCUGAAUCCGAAUCAUCACGGUGCAGAAAAAAAAUGAUGAUAAUCCUCACCGACUUCGAUAUACCUGAAGGCAGCGAUGUGGUCAAAGAAUUUCGACAUAACACUCUCGGUGGUCGGGCCAUUGACGCUACCAGGCAAGACCUCGAAUUUGGCAACGGAGAGUAUGAUGCGAAUUACAAGAGGCCUGUCUUUGUGAAAGUGAGUAAGGCAACGGCGACAGACAGCUCUUUCCGGCUAUUUGGAGAUGAGCUAAAGAAACGCCAGAGGAUCUACAAUGCGGUCCUCUUCGUUGUAUCCCACCGCGCCAUUUUUAAAUACCGCGCUCGCAAGACUAUAAAGGCGGCCUACGAGCAGAGAUUCUAUGUGUCGGAGAAGCAGAAGGCCAACUUGAAAGGGUAA
Messenger RNA from Letharia columbiana, 414 nucleotides. RefSeq lists its product as uncharacterized. The coding region runs from base 1 to 414 and encodes 137 amino acids. The transcript is spliced from 2 exons. The record is from RefSeq and is a predicted model, not a curated record. NCBI's taxonomy places the organism in Eukaryota, Fungi, Ascomycota, Lecanoromycetes, Lecanorales, Parmeliaceae.